Messenger RNA from Serinus canaria (Common canary), 10113 nucleotides. RefSeq lists its product as uncharacterized. Gene Ontology annotation, cellular component: nucleus; cytoplasm. The record is from RefSeq and is a predicted model, not a curated record. The transcript has 8 exons. NCBI's taxonomy places the organism in Eukaryota, Metazoa, Chordata, Aves, Passeriformes, Fringillidae. Bases 864 to 3605 code for a protein of 913 amino acids. Gene Ontology annotation, biological process: male meiosis I; meiotic cell cycle; mRNA stabilization.
ACAAGAAAAAUAAUCUACAUCAUCAAAAACAAUUCGAAAGUCCUGUCUCAAAUUCUGUGGGAAUUGACAAAUGAAAAAUUUCUGUGGACACUGAAGGAUUUGAUCUGUAGCUGGGAUUGAUGUAAAAAUAAAAUACACAGAUAUCAAGCAGAAAAAUCCUAAACUUAUGUUUCUAUAGUUGUAAGAAAGAAUGGGCUUUAAAGAAGUGAGAAAUUGUACUGAUAAGAUGGUGAAGGGUUCAUAAUGUAGGGGUGGGGUUGUAUGGAGUGAGCUGAAAGUUCAGAAGUUAUAACAAAAAUACAUCUAUGCAUGUGAGACACAAGCCCAUUGGACAAAAAUAUCCACAGGGUAGUAGAAGUGAGUAAAGGUGAUAGGUUAGAAAAGCAAAAUAAACCUGUGACAACUCUGAUAGUUUGGAAAGUUCUGUAUUGUCUUGUAAUAAAGAAAUUGACUACUCUGAACUAUGGCUCACUCCUCUAAAAUCUCACAGCCUCCGAGACUGAGGUUUAUCUGAGCAAUAAAUUGUUCCUAGCUCCAAAAUAGUCCCAUCCCUUCAUUAAAAGCAGCAGCAAUGAUAAAAUUCCUUCCCAAAUUCCCCACAAGUGAAUUAUCACCCCUUCCUGGCAGGAUGGACUUCCCCAUCUGGCCUUGGGCUAGGGAUAGCUGGACUGGAGGAGCCAAGUGAGGGGGGCUAGAAAUGAGUUUUGUGUAUAAAUGCAGCUUUGGCAGACCUGGUAACUGCUUUUUUGGGGGAUUUUUGUUGCUUUUGACCAGGAGAAGUUGGUCCUUAGGAGCCUUGAUCCCUUCCUGCACGCCAUGCUGCUCGCUCCAGAGGAGAGAACCUGGCUGCUGAUGCCAAGGACAUGGUCCAGGUGCCACCCUUGGGCAGUGCCAGCCACAGAGGGGAUGUGUUUGCCUGGCACAGGUGCAUUCCCAGUCUCAUAGAGGUGUGGAGGUGCCCCACCAACACCUACAAUGUGAAACCUGGGGAGAAUUCCUAUCACUGUGCAGUGAAUAGCAGGAGGCAAACCAUGGACACCCAGUUGUUCUCCCCAUUCCUGGGAGCAGUCCCCAGUCCCCCCACGCCCCCAGAGCCCUCCCAGCUGUGCAGGGACUGGCUGGGAUGUGCUGAGGAUUUUGGAUCCCAAGGUGCCUUCCAGGAGUGCCCCAAACCAAGGACACCAAUAAAUCUUUCUUACUCUGGCAAUGGCCCUGAUGUGUUUGGGUUGGUGUCGAGCAUUUUAGAGGAGCCAAACAAGGCAGAGCCAGUGACAGAUUGGAAUUCUCUGUCAAGAUUGUUCCCCCCUAUGUGGGCACCUGAUCUGGGCAGCAAUGGGGAGUUCCCAGGGCUGCCAGCUCAGCACUGGCUCCAAACCAAGGAUUUUCCCAACCUGCUGGGCUCCAGCUGCCAUCAGGAACCGCUGCAGGAGCCUCCUGAGGUGGAGAUGCUGCACAGAGGUUUGGGGGACCUUCAGCUCCUGGAGUCUUGGCUCUCUCCCUGUGCUCAUCCCAGCAAUGCCCUGAGGAACCCUGACCAUCCCUCCUUGCAGAACAGCACCACAGCUCCCCAGGGUGGGGUUUCCUUCCCAAGUGGGGGCUGGAACCAGCAUUUGUGCCCCUCUGACCAGGGGAGGUUCAAUGGAGGUUAUGAAGAAUGUGGGUCCAGUUUUAGCCCUUUUUCUCCUCAGAACAGGAUGAAGGAAAGCCCCAGUGCCCAGAAGGAGUUUUGGAAAAGAGGAAAAGCUCUGAAAAAUUAUGGACAAACUAAGUAUUCCCCUGAUCUUUCCAAUCAGCCUGGUGAUAACUCUUGGGAUAAAAUACCCCAGGACAGCCACCUGUUCUCUAGGAGAUAUGAGAACUUCCCAGCUGCUCACAAGCUGCAGUCACCUGUCCAUCCAUCCCUCCAUUUUUUCAAUCCACCCCCUAAGGAAAAUAUAUUUUCUGGAGGAACAGGCAGAAAACCCCAGGAAAGCCAUGUGCAAAAUGGCCAUUGUGGCUUUAUUUUGGGGGAUGCUUUUAAUAAUAAUAAUAAUAAUGAGUGUAAAGUGAAUAUGGGCCCUAAGGAAAGCUCUCCUCAAGCAGCUGAAUGUGAUUUAUCUGUGAAAAACUCUGUGCAAAAUGGGAAUUACUCCUCAUACCAGGGGUGUGCAUGGCUGGAUGUGAAGAGUCUGGCAGCUGCUGCAUCUGAAAUUCCACAUGGAAAACAAAUGGCAACGAGCCCCCAGUCCUCAUCAGGGGUUUCCACCAUGUCUGGGGGCUCUCCCACCCACCAGCCUUUCACACAGCCCUCCUUCUACUCCCAGCUCCUUCCCACCCUUCCUCCCAGGAAAGAUGGGACGUUACAGACAUCAAAUGGAGUUUCCAGUCACUUGGGGGUUCCUCAUUUCAUCUCAGAGAGCCAGAAGCAGUUGAGACCCAUUGGGAGGUCCCAGGAGGAUGCCAGGGUGAACAAGGACGGGCGGCGCCGCAAAUUCCCCGUUCAAUUUCCACCUGACUGCCUCGUGCAGCAGAAGGCUGCAGGUGAAGACUCUGCUGAGAAAUACCACAGGUUCCCAAAGGGGCAGAGCCAGGAAAGUGGCAGUAAAGAUGACAGAAGAGGUAGAAGGAAUUGGAUCCCUCAUUUGGGAUCUACAGCCCCAAACCGCCAGCCCUUCAACGCGUAUCCGAAGAAGCACGAGCAGAGCGGUGGCAGCUUGUCAGAUGUAAUCAAUCCUUCUCUGCUUCCUUCCUUCCCAUUCAUGUCUGAUUUUAAACAAAAUCCCAGCUUCCCUCCAUUUAAUCACCAACUGUUUCCAUCAGCAAACACUUUCAAUUUCCCUCCGCCACCGUUCCCAUUCUCGGACCUCGUCGAUCUUUUUCACUGCGACGACUUCAACCCCUUGAGUCCCUUCAUGGGUGAGCUGUUCCCUGGGGAAAUCCCUGUCCCCUGCUUUGCCUUCCCAGCCCCAUUUAACAAGUUCAGACCUCCCAGGAGCCACAGCGGCCCCACUAACGAGCUCCACGUCCGCCUGGAGGAGUGUUACGAGCAGUGGAGAGCUUUGGAGAAGGAGAGGAAGAAGGCUGAGGCUGACCUUGCAAGACACUUCCCAGGGCAGCCAAGCCCCAGCCCUGUGCCACGGCUCCCUGUGAAUCCAUCCCGCGUGGAUCGCCUGCUCGCCGACCAGGCCUGCCAGCGCGCCCGGGUGCUCGCACUGAUAGGAAGAAUGGAGAGGCUUUGUGGUGCUCCCCUGCACAGGAACAUCUCCAGGACCUUGGAGCUGCACCUGGAAGCCAUUCAGGUGGCCCAGGCACGUCGGAAGGAUGAGAUUGGGAAUGCUGCAAACCCCCAGAGUCACAGGGGACCACGCUACAGCAACGAGAAAGGUGUGCUGGCCCUGGCAGCUGCCCUGCGAGCCCUGGCCGGAGCCACGCGCAGGGCUCGCACCGCGCUCUGGUGCGCGCUGCAGCUGACUCUGCCCAAAUCCCCUCCUGCUGGACCUGAAAACCAACAACAACUCCUGCAAGAGCUUCGUUCUUCAAGCACAAGCAGCCAGGAAAAAAGCAGCCUGGAGCAGGAAAGCAGAGGAAGUGAAAAAGCUGAGGAAGCCAGGAAGAUUUUGGAAUAAUCGGCGAUAAUAAACGGAAAGCUGAGGAUGGGGAGGGAAGGGCUCAGGUCCUGCCCAGCAGCGCCAGAGGUGGAUUUCAUUGGAUGUCAGGAAGGGGUUAAUUAAAAAAAAGGGGUUAAUUAAGGUGCCUGGUCAGUGCUGCAGUUGUGGUACUGUGAUUGUGGUGUGGAGAGACACAGCUUGUGGGAGUGUUGAUGCAGUUUAACAUUGCAGGUGUCUGCUGCUGAGAAUUGUCAUGUUCAGAGGAGCUGAACAAGAGCUGAGCUCUCCUCCUGUGCUUACCCAAGGCUCUGAGCCCAGCCAGGACCUGAACAACCAGAGUCUGGUAGAACUUAAUUUAGGGUAUUUAAAGGUACUCAGUAGUCAUUCAGGGUUUCUUUUAUUUUCAUUUUUUGCACCAUGUGUAGUUCUUUCCAGAGCCAAAGUGAUCACUGAGUAGCUUGCACCCCAUCACUGUGUCAGGAGCAAUCCAUGCUGCUGUGGUGGUGUUUUUUGGGACAGGGUCUCUCUGUUUGACAGGAAUAAUCAGUGUUCAGUGCUGGUUUUCAGAGAGUUUUGUGCUGCCAGUCCAGUUUCCAGCAAAACCAGUGUGAGCUGAGCUUUCCCAUAGAAUUGUCCACUCUGGUUUUUCCAUUAAAAAAGUGGAUUUUUGUAGCUUUGCAGUGUGAACUGCAUGGAAGUGCACAUUAGCAGGUGUUAGUAAACUUGCUCAGGAUUAGAAAUCAGAUUUAUUGGUUCCUCAGUGGGGUUAAAACCAGUAACACUAUAACACAGUAUGCACUUAUAUAUAAAAAAAUAUUAUUUGUUACUAAUAUGUGUUCAUGGUACUAUAAAUUUUUUCAGACACAUUCCAUAUUUAUUUUAAUGCCUUCAUUGAAUGUUUCUUUUAAAAAUCUAUUUUAGUAAUAUGAAGUUAAAUAUUUUGCCAAAUCUUCAGAAUUAUGAGAUUUAAUGAUUUACUCAGGAACUCUGUACAUUAUUAUAUAAAUAUACACGUGGUAUAUAGGGUCUUUUUUGGGAAAGGGAUGUUUGCAAAAUAUUUACACAAAGCUAAUUAUGUACUAGGUUACCAAAGCUCUUUCACUGAUUAUUUUUAUUGGUGUGGAAGGUUUAAUAUAUUUAAUUGCUGUUCAUUAGUCUCCCUUGUGUGGCUUAGACAAUCAGAGUGUGGUUGUUCAGGGUGAAAACUAGUAAAGAAUAAUUAAUUCAAGCGGUGAUCUUAUGGCAUUUAGGAAUAUUUUAAUGCUUUAACAACUGUCUCACUGUUCCACAAUCUCCUAACAUGUACUAAUAAUUAAGGUUCUUGAGUGUCAGGAGAUUAAUGAACAGAUUUGGAGAGCAGUUCUUGAGUUAAAAGUGAAUUAAGUUGGGGAUAUAAGCAACACUUGAAGGACAAAAAUGAAGAUUUUUAUGUCAUGUGGUGUUCAGUGUCAAAUUUGACAUUUUUGUGGGUAAUUAUAGAGCUGUUCAUGUAGAUAUUUGUACUUGCAAAAUUGUUCCAAAUGCAGUUGUGUGGUUCUGGAUCUGUGGAUGUUUCUAGAGCAGAUUUUGUCUCAGUAGUGCCAUCCUUAACUCUAUUGAGGCGUGGAAAUUUGUAGCUAUAAUUCACCCAGGCCUCACUGUAAUCCACUGGGUGAAGUUUAAAAGCAAAAGUAGAUAGAAAUCUGAUAAUUAGUAUAGCAAAAUUAUGCAUUUUCCCCUAAAAGAAGUGAAUUCCACUUAAAAGAUUAUUUCAAGCCCUAGCCUAAAAAACAGGUACCAGAGUUAUUUUAGUGUUUUCUCACUGUGUACGUGGAAUUUAGUUGCACAAACUAAUUUAAGAAGGUUCAAUCUGCAUUUGUGAAGCUGAUUGUACUCCACAGCUUAAAAGUGGAGUUUGCAGGAUUUCAGUUCCUGGGUGAUUUGGGGGCUUAAUUACCCAAAUUAAAAUUAAUUUACCAUUGCUGUGCUGAUAGGAAAUCAGAAUUUCAGAGUCUGGGUCUUGGGGUUUUUUUCUGUUGACACAGCCAGGGUUGUUUUGUCGUGGUGAAUGUUUAGGGUGUGAUUGGUUCUUAUUGUACUACUCACCUGUUAAUUAAUGAUCUUAAUUAACUGAUAGUUAAUGUGCCUUUAACAAUCUCAUUUUUCCAGAGCGUUAAAAAGCUGUGUGGUCACUUCUGGUUCCAAUUUCUGUUUAAAAAAUGCGUUUUUAAAGGGUUACACGUGACUGCAAUUAGCUGGUGUUGUUAAUUAUGUUAAUUGCACUCAGGAGCUGCUCCAGGCUGGGUUCCUAAGGGAGCUCUGGGCUCUGGAAUGUCCCCCUGGAUCAUGUGCUGGGUCAGCUGCUCCUGCUCAUGCCCUACAAAUGCUCCUCUUUCACUUGGCCUCGCUCACUUUCCUUCACAAAAACUCCAGCUCUUCAAACAGAAAUAAGGUUUUAUUUAAAAAAAUAAGUUUUAAUAUUUUUUUUAGUGCUCUUUUCUUUGAAGGACUUGGCCAUGGACAGCAGCAGACCUAGAAGGAAUUUGUGUCUUCAGUUCCUAAUUUCAGAAUGCUCCACUUCUGUUGUUUUAUUACAAAACCUUUUGAAUUUUAAGGGGGAAAAAAACCACUUUAUUUUGUGAAAUAACACCUGGAGUUGCAGUGGCUCUGUCAGUCAGAACAUCAUUUUUGCUGCCUGGUGUUUAAUUUUGCUGCAAGGUACAAAUCCUGCAAGUCUUGCACUGAGUUUUUGGUGUGAAUAAGCACAAGUAGAAUGCUUGUGGGUUUAGGGGAGUAAUUGUAUUCACAUUUUAUUGACUUCAGGGAAAGCAGAAUUGAGGAUUGUGGUCACAUUUAAGCCAAAGAGGUGGUUUUGGUUAGGAGUUGGUUUUGAUUUUUAGAGAGAGAAAAAAAAAUUGCCCCUUUCCCUCCUCAUUUUGAGAAGCUAUCAGGUAAAAUUCAGUUUAUUCCCCUUUUUUCUACCUCCACCCCUGCAAUCACCUUUCAUGAGAUUUAAUUAUUUGGGGUUUUUGGCCUGUUUUGAAAUACUUUAAAAUUUUGGGGGUGAGCUGAAGAAGGUGGCAGAGCUGUAGCCAGUCCUGGUGGCAGGGACACUGGACUGCUCCUCUUGAAAUAAAAACACCCAGCUGUCCCUUUUUAAAUCAGGAUUAUUACCAGGGUGCUUUUUGAUAGCUGCUAGUGAACCUGUAAUGCUUUAAAAUCCCAAAUUGAUUGUCCAGUACAGCAUAGACUUCAGAAUUACAAUUAUUUCUGCAUUCUGUGUAAAUAACUGAAGGGGUUUGGUGAUUCACCCUUAUUAAUUCUCAGAAGGGAGGCCAGCAGCAGGGAAGAACUCUUAAUUAUUUAUUUUUUACUUUAUUUUUUAACUCUUUUUUUUUUUUUUUUCUGCUUAUAGGUUUUGUACCUCUGUUUUUCUGUACCCACAGGGUCCCUCUGGCAGUGAAGUUGCUCUGAUGCUAUUUAUAUAAACCAAAACUCAGAAAUUGGGAAUUAUUUAUUAUUUCCAUGAGAGCAGCAUGCAGGGAGGUUAUUUGAGUUCAUGCUGCUUGUCCUGCUGUGGCCUUUUCAGGAGUGGGUGACUUUAAUCCCCAAACUGCUGCUAUUGCAUUUUUAUCCUUUUUAAACUGAAUAUUUUUCUUUGCUGCUGGAAUUUGCCACCAGGACCAACAUUUUUGUCUGUCCCUGGGUAUGUGAAAUUUGAGAGUGGUUUGAAAUUUGAGAACUGCUGCUCCAGUUCAUGCUAAGUCUCUUAUGGUUAUUUCUUUUGAAGGAAAUCAAUGUUUGAAGGUGGGGAUUUGGUGAGUGAGAGGUUUGCUGAGGGAUUUCUUUUUGCUGAGAAGAGUCCAGGUUUUUGCACUUUUCCAUAGCUCAACUUCCUGGCAGUGUCUUUGACCUGCAGCCCUUUUUUUUGGGAUAAAAAGGAGGAAAAGGGAGCUUCAAGAAGGAAGGAGCCCAAAUUCCAGUGGAGAAUUCUCUUCUUUUCCCUUCCAUGUUCAGGGAGGGCUUGAGGGACCAGGAAUCUUGGCUUGAAUCAAGAUUCUUUUCCCCUCUGGAUGCUGGCAGGGUGCAGAUUUGGGCAGAGUUGGUUUCUUCCUGCCCUGCCCUGGUGGCCAACCUUCCUGCCAAAGGGGCCAGGACAGGGCUUGGGGACAGCUGGCCCAGCCCAGGACACGAGGUUGUCCCUCUGGGAUCAGGAUCAGCUCCUCUCCUGGCUGCUGGCAGGAUUUAAUUGAUUUAUUAUUCCCUGUGCAGUUUAUCCAUUUAUUUCCCAGACUUGGGAGGUGACACAGAGCGAGGAGAAGUGAGCACAGGAUGGGUUUGGUUGUGGUUCAUGUCUGUUCUUCCCCCAGGGGCAGAAUCCACCUUGGCUCUGUGAGAUCUUUACUGAGUCACCAUUAAGUCUUAGCUCUGAUUCUGCAGGAAGUUGGAUUUUGGUUUUGUUGAAAUACUGUAAAAAUUAUGCAACAAACAGACCUUAAGCCUAUAUGUUUAUUUUUUAAAAGUUUUAUUUUUGCCUGCUCUGGAAGCUGGGCAUUGGAAUAUUUUUCUUUUUUAUUUUUUGUCCCCUUCUUUAAGAGUUUCAAUUUUCACAAAUGCUGCGAGGUGGCACAGCCCAAAGCAGUGGGGUUUGGGGAUUUUGUUCUUUAUUUCUGUGGCAGAGUAUGUGCUCUUAGCUGCAAAACUAAAUGUUGAAUUCUUUAUGGCCACAGUCUGCUACAGAUUUAUUCAUUUAUUUUUCCUAAUGGAGUCGUUGAAGUGGAAAAACUUUGAGUUAUUGAUUAUUUAGUGUUUGUAGAUUGAGCAGGAGCAGGGAGCACUUCCCAUCAGUCAAUAUGAGGGCAGUUGACUGUGGAAUAUAUAUUUGAAUUAUUAUUUUUGAAUAAUUGGGCUGCUGAAGAGCUGAGUGUGGCCCUGCUUCCAUUGAAGCCCCAGCUUUUAAGAGAUUUCUGUCUUGAUUUGGGUUUGUUGCUUUGCCUUGACUUCAGGAGCUCAUUAAACACAAACUCAGUGACUCACCUUGAACUUCUUUCAAGAAACUCUGGAGGGAUGAGCUCCCAGCCUCUUUUAGAAGGAUUCUUGGAAUUGGCCUGGAUAAUUUUGAUUUCUCUCAAAGCUGAGGAAUGUACCUGCUGCAAGAACUGGGGGUUUUCUGGCAAUUUUUGCACCUUGUUUUCUCCUGUUCUGCUUCGAGGGAAAUUGAGCCUUAACCAUGCAGAGACUUGAUUUAUUAUUCCCUGUGCAGUUUAUCCAUGGCAGUCACCAGCACUUUUUGGGUUUUGGGGUUUUUUUUUUUUUUUUUUUUUGGUUUGUAGCACUUGAGAUAUCAAUUAUUUUUUUGGUAGAGAACUGCUUUGUAAUUUUCUAAAAUAAAAUUAUAACUUUGCCAAGCAAAUUUAUCAGUGCUACAGAAUGGAAGGUCCUUAUUUUACUUCAUUAGCAAUACUGUAAUUAAAGGUGCAAAAUAAUGUGUUUAAUGUACUUGUCUGUGCUGUUAGAGAUGGAAAAUAAUUGGGUUAGGAGCAACUUCUAAACAAAUUGAGGAACUAGAGUCAUAAAUCCUCUUUGCUUGUUGCCAAAUGAGCUUUAAAAAGGAAAAUACUUGCAUAUAGUGUAUUUUAAAAAAGCACUGGUUAGAGAGAGAGUAAAUCAGAAUAAAAAUCAUUGCCAGACAAAGAUUGCUUUGUUUUUUGCUGACCAAAACACAACUUGUUUAUGCACAAUAGUUACUUAAUGAGCAUAGGUUUUUUCACAGAAUUAGGCUGUUUCCAAUAUAUAGAUGGGAAAAAUAAGUUUCCUUUUAUUUUUUAUGACAGAUACACAAAGAUGAACAGUGUCUCUAUUUUAAUAUUACUGUUUGAAGUGUAUCACUUGCCUGUGUGUUGGUCAAACUCAUUUCCUUAAAAUGCCCCAUUUUACACUGCUAGUGAAAUAUUACUGAAGGAGAUUUUGGUUGGGCCCAACAGAAAUAUGUGAAAUUAUAACUUAGCUGAAAAAACUUGUUGAUUAUGCAAGAUUUUAAUCAUUAAUCAAUUUAGGCUUAUUUAAGUGUUUCUGUAAAACAACUGUGGAUGUUUGAACGCUGCAAAAAUCUUACUUCUACCUCUUGUGUAACAUCCUUAAAAUUCCCCUUCACAGAUGUGCUCUGAUGCCACAGGGUGUUGUGCACCUUAACUUGGGAAUUUCUUCUGCUUUUCCUUUUCUUUUAUUUAUUUUUUUAUUGUGGACCACCAGGAUGCCUUGCUAUGUCCACCUGUACUGAACUGAUGGGGUUUGUGUCACGUGUGUGAGUCUUCAGAAACAGGAGAAUUCUGUAAUAAGUCAUGGCCAGUGUAAUUUUUGGUAUUUUCUAUGUAUGUGGUUGGAUUCCUUUUAUUUAAACAAUCACCUGUAUUGUGUGGAUGUCCCUAAUAAAUGGUGACAGCUUGUUUAGAUCCACUCACACUGUUUCUCAUGCUGAAUUUCAGUUUGGUAAUUCUACCUUGAAUUGACCUGUUCUGUGACAGAAAUUAAAACCCUUUGUGUUUUU